AUGGUUGCAACAGCAGUGUCGGCGUCGUUUAUCCCUGUCGUCCCUUCGCCGGACUCUGGGAAAGGGAAGCAUCUGGGUGACAGCUCUGCAAACUUGAGAGGACUCAAACCAAGACAUGGUUUAUGUGGUGGCUUGCAGGUGAAGGCAAAUGCACAGGCCCCUCCGAAGGUUAACACCACCGUGAAGGUUGAGGAGGAUUUGCCAUCAUCGUCGUCACUUUCUCAUGCUCCCAGGACUUUCAUCAACCAGUUACCGGACUGGAGCAUGCUUCUCGCCGCCAUCACCACCGCCUUCCUCGCCGCGGAGAAGCAGUGGAUGAUGCUUGAUUGGAAGCCGCGCCGCCCCGACAUGCUCGUGGAUCCCUUUGGGAUUGGAAAGAUCGUGGAGGACGGGCUUGUGUUCAGACAGAACUUCUCAAUUCGGUCCUACGAAAUUGGCGCCGACAAAACUGCGUCUAUAGAGACGUUGAUGAAUCAUUUGCAGGAGACAGCACUUAAUCAUGUUAAGACUGCGGGGCUUCUUGGUGAUGGUUUUGGCUCCACGCCUGAAAUGUGUAAGAAGAACUUGAUAUGGGUGGUUACUAAGAUGCAGGUUGUGGUUGAUCGGUAUCCUAAAUGGGGUGAUGUUGUUCAAGUGGACACUUGGGUUUCCGCAUCUGGGAAGAAUGGUAUGCGUCGUGAUUGGCUUGUGCGUGAUACCCAAACGGGUGAGAUCUUGACAAGAGCCUCCAGUGUUUGGGUCAUGAUGAAUAAAGUGACAAGGAGACUGUCCAAAAUUCCCGAAGAAGUCAGAGGAGAGAUAGGGACUUAUUUUGUUGAUUCUGCUCCAGUUGUGGAAGAGGAUAAAAGAAAACUAUCCAAACUUGAUGAUUCAGCUAAUUUCAUUCGCACUGGUUUAAGUCCCAGAUGGAAUGAUCUAGAUGUUAACCAGCAUGUUAACAAUGUGAAGUACAUUGGGUGGAUUCUGGAGAGUGCUCCACAGCCACUUUUGGAGAGUCAUGAGUUGUGUGCCAUGACUUUGGAGUACAGAAGGGAGUGUGGCAGGAACAGUGUGCUGGAUUCCCUGACUGAUAUCUCUGGUGCUGAUGUAGGCAGUUUAGCUGACGGUGGAUUUGUUGAGUGCAAACACUUGCUUCGACAUGAAGAUGGUGCUGAAAUUGUGAGGGGUAGAACUGAAUGGAGGACCAAAUCAGCAAAGAACUUAAGCGUUUUGAAUCAGGUUCCAGCAGAAAGCACCUGA
Messenger RNA from Sphenostylis stenocarpa, 1239 nucleotides. NCBI's taxonomy places the organism in Eukaryota, Viridiplantae, Streptophyta, Magnoliopsida, Fabales, Fabaceae. The record is from the annotation of a GenBank genome assembly.